Episyrphus balteatus (marmalade hoverfly) is the source of this 3042-nucleotide messenger RNA. RefSeq names its product protein phtf (gene phtf). The transcript has 13 exons. The coding region runs from base 177 to 2954 and encodes 925 amino acids. NCBI's taxonomy places the organism in Eukaryota, Metazoa, Arthropoda, Insecta, Diptera, Syrphidae. Gene Ontology annotation, cellular component: endoplasmic reticulum. The record is from RefSeq and is a predicted model, not a curated record.
UUCAAGUUCUUGUCUUCGGAAAAUUGCUCUGCAGAAAAAAAAAAAAACUGUUUUGGUCUUUCUAAUUUUUUUGUUUUAAUUAUUAGCUUGCAUUUAUAAUUCGAAAUUUAAUUUUUAAUUAAAUUUUAAAAAGUUGCUGUGUAGUCUUCUCUAAGUUUUGCGAGAAAAAGAAUACAAUGAAAAAAUACAAAGAGGAAUUAAAAUUCGAAACAUCACUGGUGCAACACGUUUACAAAGCAACCGAAAGUCAUAAAAACGAUAAUUUUGAUGUUACUAUGAAACUAGAUGAAGUCGUUACAUGGUACCAGAAAAAGAUCGGCACAUAUGAUAAGCAACAAUGGGAAAAGACAGUUGAACAGAAGAUUUUAGAUGGCUUCACAAGCUUCACACUGAAGAAUGCAAAACUUAAAACUGAGUUUAUUGAUGUUGACUUAGUAAGAGGCUCUACAUUUCCGAAAGCCAAGCCAAAACAAUCUCUUUCGACUGUGAUACGAUUGGCUAUACUACGAUACUUUCUUCUUCCGGUAUAUGCAAAAUGGUGGGUACGACAGACUUCACACAAAGUUUUUGGCUUGCUUUUAUUUUUAUAUGUAACCCAAAUGAUAAGUUGGGCUGUAUAUACAUUCAAAAUUCUUCAUCGCCUGGAUAGUGAUGUUGAGCACAUAGUUUCUAUAUCGGAACUACUCAUCCCCAUGGCCCUGAGUUUAAUACUGAGCUUUAUUCAUUCGCAAAUUGUUGCGACAAGUUCUGGCAGUAGUGUCUCAUCCAAGCAACAACGGUACUCCAAUUCCACAGGAAAACCCAGAGACCGUGUCAAACGACGCAAGAAACUUGUGAAAAUGAGAAGCCUUGAGACAGAAUCUCCAGCUGGUGGAAAGCCAGCCCGCAGCAGAGCGACAACUCCACAAGAACUAACCACAAGUAUUCAUACCAAGACUACUUUUGUUCCUCUAAAAGACAACAAAAUGUUCAUUAAAUCCCCAAAGAAUUCAUUAGAAUCACAUGCACUCUUAGAAGCUAAACAAUCAUCUUCCAUCGAUAUUAACCCAUCUAAGCUGACACUAGAUCUCAAAGGUUGUUGUAGUUCAACUUUGCUGCCAAAUGCCAGCUCCAUUAACGAAUGUAAAAAACGAAAUGUCAACUGGGACACACCUAUUCAUAAUUUUGCAGCAGAAGUUCACGUUCAGAAUCCCUCUUUAGUAAACGUUGGCCCUCAAGUUAGUACAACUAGCAAUAGUAGUGUUGAAUGUUCACCUCGAGAGCAAAUUGAAGUAAAAAAGGAGCCAAAAAUUGAAGAGCAUGUAGAAGAUUUGAAUAAAAUUGAAGAAGCACCCGAAGAUGAUAAUGGUAGAGCAACUAAACGAAGUCUUGGAGACGAUGAUGGUUUCGAGAGCUUGAAUGGCAAAAGUUCGAGUGGAGAAGAUAGUAAUAUUCCUGCAGCAAUACCUACUCAUGCCCAGCCAAUUGAAAAGAAUCAAUUACGUUUGAGAUUAAAUGAAAAUAUUAAUAGAGCAAGAGAAGAGAAUUCAAUAGUUGAAGAAGUAUUUAAUGCAUCAACUCCAGUUUUACCUGUAUUUAGACGAAAAUAUCCACUUUCUUCCGAGUCGGAUAUUGAUAGAUCGGGAAAAAUUUCAAACCUUAAAUCAUCAUCUAACGAAAUCUUUUCAAAGAAAAGUACAAAAACAUCAAAGAGUAGUGAUACAGAUGAGGAAGACGAUGAAGAAGAGAUUAUUUCCAGUCCAGCAUCACUAGCUGCAUCUAAUUACACUGAAUGCACUACAUCGGCAACUGAAUGGCUGGGUGUAACUACAAAUAGUGAGGAAUGCAGUUACAGUUCAGAAUUGGAUAAUUCUGAUUACAAGCAAUUGUCCGAAGAUGAAGGCUAUGAUAUGGAUUUCACUCCAACAACUAUUCUUAAUCCUCAUGGAAAAACAGGUCGAAUAAGUUGCACCAUUUGGGAGCAUAGAGAUAUUAAAAAGGCUCAAAUGUCCGUCCUGGACAUAUCAUCGUGUAUAAUUGAGCGUGUAGAAGCUAUGCCAGAAACGUGUGACUAUAUUUACUUUGGUAUUUUCUUUUCAAUAAUUCUCUCAAUGAUUCCACCAUUUUGUCGAUUGUGUGAUAAAACAAUUGAUUCUGAAGACACGGACAUAAAUUAUUUGGAUAUACCAAUGCUUCUAUGGGAGAAGGCUUCUUUUUCGUUUAUUGCCAUUCUUCGUUUUGCAUUUGGUAAUUCCCAAUGGGAACGAGCUCUAUUACUAAUAGGUUUUAUGCAACGUUUACUCCUUACUUUGAUAUUCUUCAUGCUAUUUGCUGUAGCAGAAAGAACUUUUAAACAGAGAUUUUUGUAUGCUAAACUUUUUUCUCAUCUAACAUCAUCAAGGCGUGCAAGGAAAUCCGAUUUGCCUCAUUUUCGACUAAACAAAGUGCGAAACAUCAAAACAUGGCUAAGUGUGAGAUCAUACUUGAAGAAAAGAGGCCCUCAACGCUCGGUUGAUGUAAUAGUUUCAGCCGCCUUUCUCUUAACACUUCUCUUGUUGGCAUUUUUGAGUGUGGAAUGGUUAAAGGAUUCAGUACAUUUGCAUUCGCAUUUAAAUUUAGAAGCCCUAACAUGGUCAACUUUUAUGGGUAUUUUUCUUCUGAGAUUCAUGACUCUUGGAAAUAAAAUCAAUCGGAAAUAUAGAAGUAUUUCAGUUUUGAUAACUGAACAAAUAAACCUUUAUUUGCAGAUUGAACAAAAACCAAAAAAGAAAGAUGAACUCAUGGUAUCGAAUAGUGUUUUGAAGCUAGCUGCAGAUCUACUCAAGGAAUUGGAAUUACCAUUUAAAAUUUCUGGACUGAGUGCAAAUCCAUAUUUGUAUACUACAAUUAAAGUUGUUAUAUUGUCUGCCCUGUCGGGUGUUCUAAGUGAGAUGUUAGGAUUUAAAUUGAAACUUCAUAAAAUUAAGAUCAAAUAGAAAUUAUUUUAUUUAGUACAAAAAUUGAUGUGUAAUAUGUUAUGAAACUUAUUAAAACUCAAAUUAUUUACAGUUUUAAAAAUUUUAA